Etheostoma cragini (Arkansas darter) is the source of this 815-nucleotide messenger RNA. Its product is annotated as ras-related protein ORAB-1-like. The transcript has 6 exons. The record is from RefSeq and is a predicted model, not a curated record. Lineage: Eukaryota; Metazoa; Chordata; Actinopteri; Perciformes; Percidae. Gene Ontology annotation, molecular function: GTP binding; GTPase activity. Gene Ontology annotation, biological process: protein secretion; regulation of exocytosis. Bases 160 to 804 code for a protein of 214 amino acids.
ACACACACACACACACACACACACACACACACACACACACACAUACGGAAACAACACACAACAUCACAGAGGCUGAGAUAACCUGACAGUUUUCAGCUCCAGGAUUCAAUUUCAGGGAUUCUUCAUUUUGUCGUGUCACCCGGAGCCUCCUCAGCGACCAUGAAUCCUGAAUAUGACUACCUGUUCAAACUUCUUCUGAUCGGUGACUCUGGAGUCGGAAAGUCAUGUCUGUUGCUGCGCUUUGCGGAUGACACCUACACUGAGAGCUACAUCUCCACCAUCGGAGUCGACUUUAAGAUCAGGACCAUCGACAUGGACGGGAAGAUGGUGAAACUACAGAUUUGGGACACAGCCGGUCAGGAGAGAUUUCGAACCAUCACCUCCAGCUACUACAGAGGAGCGCACGGCAUCAUCAUCGUCUACGACGUCACCGAGCAGGAGUCCUUCAACAACGUGAGGCAGUGGCUGGACGAGAUAGAUCGCUACGCCUGUGACAACGUCUCCAGGCUGCUGGUGGGGAACAAGUGUGACCUCGUUGGUAAGAAGGUGGUGGACGCCGGCGCCGCUCAGGACCUGGCCUCGUCUCUGAAGAUCCCCUUCCUGGAGACGAGUGCUAAGAGCGCUGAUAACGUGGAGAGGGCUUUCCUCACCAUGGCCUCCGAGAUCCACAAGCGCGUGGCCAGCGAGGGAGGGGGGGUGCAGGCCGAGUCCAAAGAGGCCAGGGCCCAGAAUGCCAAGAUCAGCAGCACCCCCCUGUGGCUGGGAGGGGAGAAACAGGCGCAGGAGGCCGGGAACUGCUGCUGAGCUGGGAGAGA